AUGACCACAUUUAAGUAUGCGAAACGUCUGGCUUACCUCUCAGUGGCUGGCCUGGGAGGGUUCUACACAGCCACAGUCCUCUACCCAACGUUUGCCUCCAGAUAUAAGAAUGGAUCUGUGAAGCCUUGCAGCCAGGAGGAGCUGCAUCUUAUGAAUGCCCCUCUACCUGUAAGGGAGGAUUUGAUCAAAGCUAUCAGGAGUGAGGAAUUGGAUGUUUUGGUCAUAGGAGGAGGAGCCACCGGGCUUGGAGUAGCCUUGGAUGCUACAACAAGGGGUCUAAAGACUGGUCUGGUGGAAAAAUUUGACUUCUCGUCUGGCACAAGCAGCCGCAGCACAAAGCUGAUCCAUGGAGGUGUACGGUACCUGCAGAAAGCUGUCUUCAACUUAGAUAUUGAACAGUAUAAAAUGGUGAAGGAGGCUUUAGCGGAGCGUGCCAAUCUCAUAGAAAUAGCUCCUCACUUGGCGUAUCCUUUGCCCAUUAUGUUGCCAGUUUAUCAGUGGUGGCAAGUACCUUACUUCUGGGCAGGUAUCAAAAUGUAUGACUUUGUUGCUGGGCGGGAACUGCUCAAGCCCAGCUACAUAUUGAGCAAGAGUAAGGCCCUGGAAUUGUUCCCAAUGCUGAAGAAGGACAAGUUGAAAGCAGCCCUGGUUUAUUAUGAUGGUCAGCAUGAUGAUGCUAGGAUGGCUGUGUCAUUGGCCAUUACUGCUGUUCGGCAUGGAGCAUACUGCCUCAACUAUACCCGAGUGGAGAGUCUUCUCAAGACUGUGGUGGAUGGCAAGGAGCAGAUUUGUGGUGCUCAUGUCAGGAAUACAUUAACUGGAGAAGAGUACAACAUAAGAGCCAAGUGUGUCAUAAAUGCAACAGGACCAUACACUGAUUCUAUACGUUCCAUGGGAGAUAGUGAAAUCAGGAAGAUUUGUCAGCCGAGCUCAGGUGUGCAUAUAGUCCUACCUGACUACUACAGUCCUGAGAGCAUGGGUCUCCUAGAUCCUUCCACGUCAGAUGGGAGAGUGAUCUUCUUCCUCCCCUGGCAGAAUGUGACCCUUGCAGGUACAACAGACACACCUUGUGAAGUGAUGGACAACCCCCAGCCAACAGAGAAGGAUAUUCAGUUUAUUUUGAAUGAGAUCAGAAACUAUCUCAACUCUGAUGUUGAAGUUCGUCGUGGUGAUGUUCUCUCAGCCUGGUCAGGAAUUCGUCCGCUUGUCUCCGAUCCGAACAAAUCUGAUACACAGUCUAUAGCCAGGAAUCAUGUCAUUGAGGUGGCCAAGAACAAUUUGAUAACCAUAGCUGGAGGCAAAUGGACCACUUAUCGUUCUAUGGCAGAGGAAACAAUGGAUAAGGCAGUAGAAGUGUGUAAGUUAAAGCCAUCUGGACCAUGCAGGACCAAAGGCCUGUUGUUAGACGGUGCUCAUGGAUGGUCUCCCACCUUGUUUAUUCGACUGGUGCAGGAUUUUGGCUUGGAGAAUGCUGUUGCCCAACACUUGGCUGGCACUUAUGGAGACAAAGCUUUCAAAGUGGCCAAGUUGUGCAGUAUAACUGGCAAGCGCUGGCCUGUUGUAGGCAAGAGACUGCAUGAGGAGUACCCUUAUGUGGAAGCUGAGGUGAAAUAUGCUAUGCGUGAGUAUGCCUGUCGAGCCAUAGAUGUGAUUGCACGCCGGACACGCCUGUCUUUUGUUAACGUUCAUGCGGCUCAAGAAGCUCUUCCCAGGGUUGUUGAAAUAAUGGGCAAGGAACUUGGCUGGAAUGAGGAGACCAGGAAGGCUGAACUGGCCCAUGCUGAACGCUAUCUCAGAACUGAGAUGGGCUUGGAUAUUAAGCGUCUUACAGCAAAAGAUGUUCCCCUGAACUUCACCAAAGAUGAGCUGAACCACCACGUGCGAAGGUUCAAAUCCUUGGAUGUUGAGAACAAAGGUUACAUUUCCAUAAAUGACCUUAGGAGGUAUUUUAAGAACAUUGGAGAGCGAAUAUCAGAAGACCAGUUGCAUGAGAUUCUCAGUGAAGUUGAUCUGAACAGGAAUGCUGAAGUUGAUAUAGGGGAAUUUCUACAGUUGAUGAGUGCCAUUGAUCAUGGAAUGAUUGUACAUUCACGUUUUGCCAAGGCACUAGAGGACAAUGAGGAGAAGUCUAAAAAGAUCACCGUUGAACGCAGUGGUGGAGGAGUUUAA
Molecule: messenger RNA, 2169 nt
Organism: Candidula unifasciata
Lineage: Eukaryota; Metazoa; Mollusca; Gastropoda; Stylommatophora; Geomitridae
Source: the annotation of a GenBank genome assembly